GCGGCGCGGGCGCGGGCGGCGCCAUGACGCGGCGCCCGCCACCAUGACGCUGCCGCCGCCCGCGCGCCCCGCGCACUACCCCGCCGCGCAUCGCGCAAUGCGCUAUUACCGCAUCUGGAUUUACGCGUGCAACGGGGCACUGCUGCUAGGGGCGCUUGCGUUUUGUGCAGCAGCGGGCCGCGCACUCGCGGACUAUCGUCGCGCUCUAGUUCCUGGUCUAGGCGCUGCUCAACCCGGUUUUCUCUACGGCUACGCAGCCUUGCCUGCCCAAGCUGGUCUUUUGCAACUUUUGGGUUGCUUGGCUGCAUUGCGCCUCUCAGAACGUAUGCUCAACGCCUAUUGGCUUGCAUUGCUAGCGCUACUCGUUGGUGACGCAGCGAUUGGUGUCUAUUGGGCAUUCCGAUUCGAGCGCGUUUGUCGAGAAUUACGACCACAACUACGUAUACGGUUAGCAAAGGACUACGACUUAGACGGCGAUUUUGCAGAGGCUUGGGACCGAUUACAGAGAGAACAGCGCUGCUGCGGAGUAACCGGUCCGGCAGACUUUACAGCUUUUAAUCGGACUACAUUACCACCCAGUUGUUGUCGAAUACCGGCCCACACACCUGCCGUGACGCCCGCCACAUUAGCUGCAACCUCCGCUACGUCACCUGUGCCAUUCACACCAGUUCACUGUGUGCCGCACACGGCUGCUUGUGCUGAACGGUUACUAUCUUGGUUACGAAGAACUGCGGAUGCGUUAUUUGUUUUAGGGUAUUGCGUUAUAGCAUUUUUAAAAUUGUGCUUCCUUGGAAUAUUACGCUACGAAAUUAAAGAGAUGAUACAAAAAAUUAGAAUAUUACGAAGUGAAGGCGCAGGUGAGCUUCUAGAAGGAAGCCCAAUGCAUGGAGGGCCAUUGUCACAGACCGUUGUAGUUAAUGCUGUAAAUGCUAACGGAGGAGUCCGCACUCACGGUGGGAGUCCAGAACGGGCGGGAGAAAGGGAGGCUCUUCUCGGACGAGCUUCAGAACCAUGCUCACGACGUAGCUUACACGACGAGCCCCUCGGGCCAAAAACCGUUAACGGUAACAAUAAUUGCGAGAUGCGCGAGCUGGCGCGAGGAGAGUACCGACCUCUGGCAGCUGACAGUGCAGCAACUCGAAUCUGACUAAGAUGUUACUUGGAGCGGUUGUUCGGGCGUCGAUGGCGCUCCUUUCCGGCAGAUGGCUUUGAGGUGGAGCCCCCGAUGACGCGUGGAGUACCAGUGUGUGUACGCCGUUCGGGGGCUCGCGUGCGCCUCGACCACCGCCGCCACACACGCUCCGAAUUCGAACUUUAAGUGCGCGAUCGUCAACCGGUGCCGGCACAGCCGCUUCGUUUGCGGUGGUCAUAUCGCCGCCGUCUAUUGAUGACUAGUUCGUGUGACUAUGUGUAUUUUGUGUUUACAAUAUCAUAGUUUGUACAUCAGUCCUGGUUAUUUAUGUGAAGUAAAUGACAUUCCGCGUUGUUACCGUAGAAGAAUUGUGAUCUGCGUGAACUAUACAUUAUUAAGUGGCAACGAGUAAUUUAGAUGAGAUAAACCGAUUCCACGAGCAAAGCUUGUGUUUAGUUCCUAUGCUUGGCAGUUUAUAAAUUAUUUGAAUUUUAGUAUUUACUAUAAUAUUUUGUUUAAAUUAAUAUCAUAAAAUAUAGUCGAGUGCGUGGAUAUGUGUUCUUAGCCACAGAGGGUGGUAGUAUAUGUCAUUUGAGAGAGGGUGCAUUUGAUGUAUUUGUACCAAAAAUAAUUAUUGAUAUAUUGAUUGUAUUAUUUUAGAAUUAAGUCAGCUUUUGAUUGUAUACCAAUAGAUUUAAAUGAUGUACGUCGACUAAGGUUCAAAUUAUCUUUUAUCAAUUUACUUAGCGUAAGUAUUGUUAGUUUCAACACCGAAGAAUUAUGAUAUAUUUUUACCGAAUCAAAAGUAAGACUUAAAACUCUUGGUUAUAUUAUAGUUCCAUAAUAAUACGAGUUCGUCAUACUUCGUUUUUUGGAUUUGAAUUAUUCAUUCAUAGUUUUUUUUUUUAUUUGAACCCACGAUUCAAACGAUCAAAGAACUAAGUCUUUGAGGUCAUCUUUUGUUACUGAUUGUAAAUAAAUAGAUUCAAUUUAUGACACGUGUAGUACGCGAGUUGUGCAUGGACAGGUUGACAAAAUAGUACUGAUAUGAGCUUAAACGACGUAGUGCCUAAUUAUAAAAGCUUAUAAAUAAACAGAUAAAAGUUGAAUAACCAUUUUUUUUUAACAUCAACUUUCUGUUAUCCAUAAUAUUUGUAAAAAACGUUCUAAAAUUUCGAGUGUGUAUUAAAUAUUUCUCUUGGUUAUCAGGUCAUGGGAGCAUUUACGUAUUAAAUGGCUGUGUAAAUAAAAUAGGUGUAACCUAAUCCUCCUUAUUAAUAAAUAAUAAUAUCUUGAUCAAAUUUUUGUCAUCAAUUGGGUUGUUUCCGCUUUUUUUAUUAACCCAAAACAUAUUAAUAAUAAUAUUAACUUAUGAAAUUGUUUAUAUCAGUCGGUCAAAUAAAAUCGACUUAUUAUCCAUUCCUUACAUAGCCAAUGAAUCACCAAUAUUGGAAACUAGCAUGCUAUGUCUGAUGUGCGAGAAGUUACUGUUACAGAACAGUACUGACUGUUGCUGUUUCGCGGUAAAAUAUGUAUUGGGAUGGCAGCUACCCAGAUCAGCUUACUCCAAGUGAUCUUUUUAUUUAAUAUUUGAAAUGAACUUUGAAAUAAUAGUCUGUUUCAAAUAAUUACGCAUGAUAUUAUAUGAUUCAUUCUGUUUAUUUCUUUUGUUAAAUAAAUAGAAUUUUGCCUUACCACCAACUAAUGAUUACAUUAAACGGACUUUGACACUCAAUCAAAGACCGUUU
Molecule: messenger RNA, 2880 nt
Organism: Vanessa atalanta (red admiral)
Lineage: Eukaryota; Metazoa; Arthropoda; Insecta; Lepidoptera; Nymphalidae
Product: CD82 antigen-like
Exons: 1
Coding region: 44-1147 (367 amino acids)
Cellular component (GO): membrane
Source: RefSeq, a predicted model, not a curated record